AUGUCGCUGUCGCCGUCUGUAGACCGCGGCGGGUUGAGCAGUCGGCGUCCCCGCGCGCCUCUAAUGUGUCAGCGCCAAAGAGCCGGAAAAAAAACUUCGGCAAAAAUGGCGGAGGGUGCAACGUCUCUGAAAGGGUUGCGGGCGCAAAUGGCUGCAGCUGCGCAGGCGCAGGCAGAGGAACGGCGCAACCAGGCAGGGAACAGCCCAACACCAGCAGCUCCAGCCAGCACAAUGAAGAGCCAAACCAGGCCAGUCAUUGAUGGGGCAGCCUUGAGGAUAGACGACAAACUCAGAGUGGCCAAAGAAAGGAGAGAAGAGCAGGAAAAGCAACAUGCGGCCCGUGAGACUCAGAUCCUGGAGCGAGAGCGCAAGACCCGGCUGCAGGUGGAGAGACAAAUGGAGGAGAGACAGAAGAAGCUGGAAGAGCAGCGCAGGAAGGAGGAACAGAGGAGAGCUGCAGUGGAGGAGAAAAGGAAACAGAAAUUAGAGGAAGAAAAGGAGCACUAUGAGGCCGUGAUGAGACGUACCCUGGAGCGUAGCCAGCGAGUAGAGCAGAGACAGAAGAGAUGGUCCUGGGGUGGACUUUCAGACUCUGACAACAAAAAUGGACAGAGUGACAGUGGCUCCGCCUCCUCCCCGAUUGCUAUAGUAAUCUCCCCUGCUUCUCCAGCCACCAAGCCACCCAGGAAUCAGACGUCACAAGACAAGCGCUCUUCCUCUACUACAAACCUGAAACAUACUGACUCAGUCAUCAGCAAGCGUCUCUCCUCAUCCUCAGCCACCCUCCUUAAUUCUCCUGAUAAAAGUGCAAAGAGGAGAAGUUCGUCUUUGAACCGGUUGCCUAGCAAUGUUCCUCAGUCCUCUAAAGAAGUGCAUAAGCAGCCUCAGGUGGAAAAGACAGGCCCAAUCCUGAAGAAGCGAAGCUCCUCCCUCUCUCGAGUAGGGGCUAAAACGCAGCCCGUCACCAAACCAGAGAAAUCCACAGCAGAUGAAUCAGCAUUGAGAAAAGCUGAGAAAGAGAAACGCUUCACGUCACCAGUAGGAAAACGCCCUGCCUCACCCUCUAGUCGUCAUCGAUCCCCGUCUCCUUCUCCUGCUGCUAACACCACUACAAGAGCGCCCUCACCUGGAGCAGCCAAGCAGAGUCCACAUUUCCGCACUCCUUCCCCCAGUGGUUCGAAACAGCGGCCUCCAUCCCCUCAGCCUUCUGCCACAUCCAAACCUCCACCCAUCCAGAAACCUGCUCUCACCCCCACCGGCCCGCCCACCCUUCGCAAGAGGGACUCCAAGCCAAACGAUAUGUCUCCCAUGAUGCCUGUCACUCCACAGUCUCCAGAAACCAGCACGCCCAGCCCGACACCCGCACCCAAGACCAAAGAGGAAUCCAGUUCCAAAGCAGGAAUCGCAGGAACUAACUCCGCUGCAGAGGCUUCCAAGAUCCUGGCGGAGAACCGGCGUCUGGCACGCGAGCAGAAAGAGAAAGAAGAGCAACUCCGCAUACAGAAAGAAGAAGAGGAGAAGCUGAGGAAAGAGGAGGAGAAGCGGCUGGCGGAGGAGGAGCGCUUGAGGCGUGCAGAGGAGGAGAAGAGGCUUGCGGAGGAGAGGAAGAGAGAAGAGGAGGUGCAGGCUCGUAUAGCAGAGGAGGAGAGACAGCGAAUGGAGCUGGAGGAGCAGCAAAGACAGACUGAGCUAGAGAAAGAGCGCGAGGAGGCUGAAGCAAAGGCCCAAGAGGAGGCAGAGAGGCAGCGUCAAGAGAGAGAACGCAUUAUGCAACAGAACCAACAGGAGCGCAUUGAGAGAAAGAAGAGAAUUGAAGAAAUUAUGAAGAGAACCAGAAAAACAGACCAAAUCGAUUUUAAGAGUAAUGAUGAGAGGGACAUUCCUGAUGAAAAUGGAGAGGAGGCUGAGGACCAAAUAUACUGUGAAAAUAAGGAGAAUCAGGCUGUCGAGUCAGAGCAGAAUGCCAUGCAGACAGAGCCAUCAGACUCUCAGAAGCAUCACUUACCUGUGGAGGAGCCAGUCAGCGAGCAAGAGGGGCCAGUUGAUAGUAUGAACACACAAACAGAUGUGGACAAUAAAGAGAACAGCAAUGGACCCAGCACAGAGGAUCCCUCAAUGGACAGCAGCCCCCCUCCCAAGUCCUGUCUGAUGGAGGGCUCGGAGUUUGUGAACGAGGACUCUAAAGUGAACAUGGUGCCAGGGUUGAAUGGUAAAGGAGGACCCUGGAGCUUUGAGGAGCUGAUCGAUCUGGGUGUUCAUGCGAAGAGCAAACCCCUGAUGGAUGAUGAGGGGCCUAGAGUGGCCUUUGAAGAGAAAACCAGCUCCAUUCAUCCAGCCCAGCCUAUUGAAGCUCUGUCCGAGAUGUGAAUGCGGAGGUCUGUGUUUAAGGCCUGCUGAUUAAUGCACUCCAUGAGUCACGUCCAGCUGAGCCUCAGUGUCAGCGCUCAGACUCGUCUGGACAGCCAGGGAAAGCGCACAGUGCCACACAGCCUCUGCAGAUAAUAGAUGGAUAAAGCAAGAGAAAAUAAAGACAAGUUGGAAGUAACAAGCUAAAGAAAUGAUUCAGGGAAAAUGAUAGAUUCCUUCAGUGUGCUUGCUUCGGCUCUACAUCUUUCUAAUAUUGACAUCAGGAUUAGUUUUUUCAUAUAUUUCUUAAAUUUGUUGUUUAGUUUUUUUUGUUGUUUUCAUCUUUUAAAUGUGGAGACAACUUAUUUAUUCAUGUGGCUUCUCCACAUUUAAACGGCUGCUGUCUUUUGACGGUUACCACGUGCACUUUUUUACUAAAUUCCAGUGCAGGUGUUCACGUGGCACAUACAAAUUCAUUAUAGCUUCAACUUAAGCAUUUUGUUGAAUAAUCUGGUUGGUUGAGUCAGUGUAAAGCGUUUUGAAAAAGGAAACUCUCACAUAUCUUCAGCUGACAGCUCAGCAAUGUGACCCAAAUGGGAACCUGUCGUUGAAACAUGAGGUUAGACGGGCUGCUAGUGCGGCAAAUCUCCAGUUCUAAUGUGACCUCAGGAUAUUUUCCUCUAAGCUUCUGUUUCUCCUCUCCAAAGGCAUAAACAUCACCACUGUAGUGUUUAACACUAUGUCCCUGUGCAACAACUGAAGCAUUCCUACUGUGUAACACUUGUAGAUAGCAAAUCUCACUCAAAAUGUUUCAUUAAAACCGUUUACCAGACUAAUUCUAAUUAAAAUUGAGUGCAAACAUGUUCAUACUGCCUUGAGCUCUUGAGAUUGAAGGAUGAUGGAGCUCAAUGCGGACUGAAAUAACACUUGUUGCUUUGGUUUAAUGAGGUUUUUAUGUCGUUCAUUCCUGUUUUGUAGUAAAUACCUAUAUUGUUGAUGUCCUGUUCUACCUGUACAUAAAUAUGACUAGUUGUCAAAUAUCUAAUUUAAGUGACCCUCAAUAUGUCUGCAUGAAUCUAUCUGCUACUAUAUUGCAUAAUAUAACACAGAGAAUUACUGUAAGUCUUACUUGCACACUUUCCACAUGUUUCUGUUCCCUGGAGUUUGAAGAAAUGUGUUCCAGUGGAUAAACUUGAAUGAUUUAAUGUUCUCCAAUUCCCAAAGUCCCCUCAGGGUUAUACUGUACUAUCAGUUUUUUUGUGUAUAUACAGUUACUGUUAGUUCUCACAUCCAUUCAUGGCCUAAAUAACCACACUAAGUGUAGUCCUCUCUUUGAAAAUGCACAAGUAUAUAUAUAUUAAAAACUCUUCUAAGUAUUAUGUAAAUCAGUAUUAGGCUGUCUGGCUAUACUUGUGGUUGGGAAUAAGAACUAGGCAGCAGGUUAGUGUGCUGUAUAGUGUGGUACAACACUGUACUGUAAGAUGAAACAGGCCAGAUGUAACUAACUGCACACAGCACCAGCGCACAUUUAUCUUUUUUGAACAGAGUGUGAAGUGAUGUGAGUUGGGAAAAAGAAAGUGGACAGAGUAUAAGCGAAGUCAAAAGGGCUUUUUGAUUAUGAAGCUGCUUUGAGGUGGAACAGCGAUCCAUUGAGCAUGUUGCCUCUCACUGAGGUUGAGAAAUGCAAUUUAAAUUUGCAGCUAGAGGAUUCAGGGGAAGUUCAAAUGAUUUAUGCACUAAUGGUGAGGAUUUGGCAUUCAAGCAUUUGGCUAUUGAUUUAAAUGUCCAGAAUGUUGUAAUGAAUGAUUGGUCUCCAUAUGCUUGAAGAGUUCAGAUGGCUUUGUGUACUGAAGUUGUGUAAAAUGUUGUUUUCUUUGAAAUAUUAUUUGCAGAGUAGUUUUACCAGUCAAAUGCCAGAAACAGUUAAGUUUGUGGUUAACCGGUAAGUAAAUUUCCUUAUUUGUAUAAUUCCAUCCGCGUUUAGGAAUACUGUAGAUCCCUCAAUAUGUAUUUAAUGUUCUUCUGUUAUUUUAUAUGCAACCGCCUUCUGUGAUUUUUAUCUUUUGUUGUAUAAUAGUCACUUUCCAGAUUGCUUUUUGACUCAGGCUCUUAAGUCUCCAGUGGAAAGUUGUUUGCGGAGGUUAGAAGUGUCCGGCACUUGGCAUGAGACUACUGUACAUGGGUUUGAGAUCAUUGCGAUUUCCUCGGUUUUGGCCUUUUAUACUCAUAAUACUUUGCAUUUCCAAAAUUGCUUCAGGUUGUGGUGUAGCUCAGUGGUUCCCAACCCUGGUCCUGUAGGCACCCCAACACUGCAUGUUUUGCAUGUCUCCUUAA
Messenger RNA from Sinocyclocheilus rhinocerous, 4680 nucleotides. RefSeq names its product ensconsin-like. The coding region runs from base 1 to 2367 and encodes 788 amino acids. The transcript is spliced from 20 exons. The record is from RefSeq and is a predicted model, not a curated record. Lineage: Eukaryota; Metazoa; Chordata; Actinopteri; Cypriniformes; Cyprinidae. Gene Ontology annotation, cellular component: microtubule cytoskeleton. Gene Ontology annotation, biological process: microtubule cytoskeleton organization.